UACAAUCCAAUAACCAUGGGGGCUUAUCUGUCGCAGCCUAACACGACCAAGACCUCUUCCGAUGGCGGCAACAGCCACAUGAGCUACGGCUACUCUGCUAUGCAGGGCUGGCGUGUGUCCAUGGAGGAUGCUCACAACUGUAUCACCGAGUUUGACGAGGAUACUGCCAUGUUCGCGGUAUAUGAUGGACACGGAGGUGAAGAGGUUGCUCUUUACUGUUCAAAGUACCUUCCUGACAUCAUCAAGGAGCAGAAGACCUACAAAGAUGGCAAACUGCAAAAGGCCUUGGAAGAAGCCUUCCUGGCAAUCGACAGCAGAAUAACCACAGAGGAAGUCAUCAAGGAGCUGGUCCAGAUCGCUGGACGGCCCACCGAGGAGCCGCCUGUUCAAAAGGUGUCAGAGGAGGAUGAUUUGGAAACGGAGGAGGCCGCUUUGCUCCACGAGGAGGCGACACUGACCAUAGAGGAGCUGCUGGUUCGCUACGGCCAGAACCGCAAUGCUGUCAAACACGCUGCUGCCCUCAGUGCCGCUGCUAAGAAGGCGUCCUGCCCACACCCCGAGGCCUCAGGAGAUGGGGAAGGACAGAAGAAAGAGGGGGUGAAUGGACAAUUGGAGGAGGAGAGCAACGGGAAGGUGAAGCAGGGCGAAGGAGCGGCAUGUGCGUCCAAGCUGCGGGCCUGUCGGAGAACAGCAGCGGGUGAAGGCAGUGGUGCAGCAGCUGACGGUGGAGAUUCUGGGAGCUCCAAAGGAGAAGAAACGGCCGGUAAGGCCGGUAAAGCUGGUAAGGCCGAAGGAGAUGCAGGGCCUUCCUGCUCCUCUCUGCCCUCCAAGGCUGCAGGAGACUCAAAGUCCAGGUUCUUUGAUGACAGUGAGGAGUCUGAGGAGGGAGAGGAAGAGGAGGGCAGUGAUGAUGAGGAUGGUAGUGAAGAGGAAGAAGGUGACAGCAGCGAGAUGGAAGAAGAGGAAGAUACCGAUGAGGGUGAAGAAGACUCUGAGGAGGAAGAUGAGGAGGAAAUGUGUCUACCUGGAAUGGAUGGCAAGGAGGAGCCUGGAUCAGACAGCGGCACCACAGCUGUCGUGGCUCUGAUCCGAGGGAAGCAGCUGAUCGUGGCCAACGCUGGAGACUCGCGCUGUGUGGUUUCUGAACGGGGCAAAGCUGUCGACAUGUCUUAUGACCACAAACCAGAGGACGAGUUGGAACUGGCUCGCAUCAAAAACGCUGGAGGGAAAGUGACCAUGGAUGGGCGCGUCAACGGUGGAUUGAACUUGUCCAGAGCUAUUGGUGACCACUUCUACAAGAGGAACAAGACUCUGCCUCCAGAGGAGCAGAUGAUUUCUUCGAUGCCAGACGUCAAAGUUUUGACCCUUAAUGAGGAAAACGACUUCAUGGUCAUCGCCUGCGACGGCAUCUGGAAUGUGUUGAGCAGUCAGGAGGUGGUGGACUUCGUCAGUAAGAGGAUCAAACCAGACCAGAAUGGCAAAGCCAGACCCCUUUCAUCUAUUGUGGAAGAGCUGGUCGACCACUGUUUGGCCCCCGACACAUCUGGAGAUGGGACAGGAUGUGACAACAUGACUUGCAUCAUCAUCACCUUCCUGCCACACCCGUCAGAUGACACAAAGAAGAGGAAGCACCCGGAGGAGGCAGAAGGGACCGAGCCGGAGAAGAAUGGAAACGACAGCAAAAAGGCUAAAAGUGACUAGAGGAAAAGAGAAACUGUCCCAAGGAGAGCUGCUGGUCCCAGACUACCCCAGAUACACCAGAGACACAUUCUGUUCACAAUGUAAUCCUUACCUCACAAACAAAGUAUUCACCAUAAGACAGAAAUCACGAAUUCUUUGUGUUUGCUCAAAGAUCCGCUGAACUACGAUCAUCAGUAUAGUUCUUGUCUGUUUUAGGUGGAUUCACACUUUCACACCCCUCCAGUUGUUUCUUUUGUUUGGUCUUGUUGGAAAGAAGCUGGACUCACGUUAACUCCUUAAAUCCGGAACAGUCGGACUGAGUACUGCAAUACUUUCCAUGAAUUUAUUACGGUCUAACUUGGCAUCAUGUAAAGGAAACAUUAGAAAACAUUAUCAAUUCAGAGGAUCUUACUGUCCUUUGUCGCCUAAAUUAAGGUUCCAUCAUGUGACUGCGAAUGGGAGUAUAGUGUUGCACUGAAUGUGUUGACGUCCUCUGUGUCAUGCCACAUCCAAACUAAUAUGUUUUUUCCUUUUUUUUAAAUUUCAAGCCCCUAAAUAGAAAACUUUUGUAAACGUAAUAUGCCCAAAUUAUGUAAGAAAACUCCAGGGUUGCAUUUUGAAACUUGGAGUUAAUUAAAUGAUGGCACAGAUGAUAGCACGUUGCGUGUGCAACCUGGAGGUUUAAUACCUGUAGUUCCACCUUAUUAGUCCGCACAAAGAAAACGUUCGUCAAACUCAAACGAUGUGCUUCCUGUCGGACUGGUACAUGCAUGCUUAGUGAACAUGUUAUUAUCGACCGAGAUCAUUUGGUUCUGAGAUGAAAACAUAUUAGUGUGGAUGUACCCAGACUCCUCUCUGGUAGUUAUCUCUGGUAGAGAGGAACUGAAGGAUGUUUGGGUUCUAGUCCAGUUUCUCUACUUCAACAUUUUCACCUUUUUCUUUCCAUUAGCACACAUUGAAACGCGAGUUAUUUUGUUUUUCAGUCACAUUAUAUAUCCUGGUACUUCACCAUUUUCCUGCCUUUCUUUUGAUUCCUGCAUUGUGUCUUGUCUUGAUCAAAAAUCUGUAAAUUUCUAGACGGCGUAAAUAUUUCAUGGUUUAGGGAAGGAGUGUAUUUUCAUCUGUAAGAGAUGAUGGCAUGGAAACGGAGGCAAGCCUUUAGUGUCUCUCCAGACAGAGGUGUUGAUAGAGGCCGGGGACGAGCCCUCCACAUGCAGCUCAUCUCCAGGACUCUUACCUUUCUCCACCCAGUCCCUCUCUCUCUGUCCCCUGUUUCCCUUGUUUCACCUUUUUAAGAGUAUCUCUUGAACAUGUGUUUUAUUUAAACUGUAUUUCCACUCAAAUGUUCAUAUAUUUCCUUUUUGAUGAUUUAAUCCUUUGGCAGUUUUUAAAAACUCCUUUUUGUGAGCACACUCUGGAAAGGUCUUGACGCUGGAUUGCGGAGAGGAUGCACAAGGUUAAUUUUGAGUGGAAAUACAAUUUGAAUUUCUGAGCACCAAGACAGUGAAACUGUUAGAAGAAUUUUCUUUAUUGUCAGAAUCCUCAUUUAAAAUCAUGUUGUGUGACUAAGUUGGUUUCUAGUGUAAUGUCUCGUCACCAUGCCCUUUUUUCUGUACAUAGUUUUUUCAAUACUUGUAAUUGAAGAAAAAGAAAAUGCUUUUUCUUUGUAAUUGUGAGUCAAUGUGACAUUUUGGUGCAUACUCUUUUGACACCAGUAUGUAAGAACAUACAAUUAAAUUUUUUUAAAUAAUGCAACAA
This is a messenger RNA of Limanda limanda (common dab), 3438 nucleotides long. RefSeq names its product protein phosphatase, Mg2+/Mn2+ dependent, 1G (gene ppm1g). The transcript is spliced from 13 exons. Gene Ontology annotation, biological process: protein dephosphorylation. The coding region runs from base 16 to 1701 and encodes 561 amino acids. Gene Ontology annotation, molecular function: cation binding; protein serine/threonine phosphatase activity. The record is from RefSeq and is a predicted model, not a curated record. NCBI's taxonomy places the organism in Eukaryota, Metazoa, Chordata, Actinopteri, Pleuronectiformes, Pleuronectidae. Gene Ontology annotation, cellular component: nucleoplasm.